This is a messenger RNA of Necator americanus (New World hookworm), 5940 nucleotides long. RefSeq lists its product as uncharacterized. The record is from RefSeq and is a predicted model, not a curated record. Gene Ontology annotation, biological process: ubiquitin-dependent protein catabolic process via the N-end rule pathway. Lineage: Eukaryota; Metazoa; Nematoda; Chromadorea; Rhabditida; Ancylostomatidae. The transcript has 47 exons. Bases 1 to 5940 code for a protein of 1979 amino acids. Gene Ontology annotation, molecular function: zinc ion binding; ubiquitin protein ligase activity.
AUGAUCGUCGAUUUGGUAAGUGCUGCUCGGCAGGCGAAUUGGGAGAAUGCUCGAGAUCUUCUAUAUCGACAUUGGGGUUCCGAGUGUCCAAAACUGUAUGCGCCUAAUCCUGACCAUCCGUGGGAGAUAGCUCAAGAUGACAAAGAUAUAAAUAAAGCAUUGUUUGUUCCUUUGGCUGGUGCUUUUUGUGCAGAUUCUUCUGUAACGGAUUCCUCACUUCGUCCAUUAAUCGAGAACUCUGGCCUUCCCACUGAAGGACGAAGACCAGGCCAAAUAUGUGGUCACGUUUUCAAAAGCGGAGAACUUACAUACAGUUGCAAAGAUUGUGCCACUGAUGCUACUUGUGUAAUGUGCCAUGAGUGCUUCCAUUUGUCUGAACAUAAGACACAUAAAUAUAAGAUGCACACCUCAUCCGGUGCAGGAUAUUGUGACUGCGGAGAUGAAGACGCUUGGACAAGUGGAUAUGCAUGCAAAAUUCAUGAGAAAAAUAAAGAAGACAAUAUUCAAUUUUCUCUACCACAAUCGAUGGAAACCCGACUUCGAGGAUUGACAUGCUUGAUACUCCAGUACUCGGCCAAACUAAUAUGCUGGGAGAAAACGGAUGUUCUUCCCUUGAAAUUAUCGAUCCCACCUCCUAUAGAAAAACCCGAAGUCACGAGUGUUGCACCUUAUGUUACUGUUUUGUACAAUGAUGAAACACAUACUUAUGAAACGGUCAUUCGAGCUUUGGAAAUGUUUAUUAACUGCACAAAAGACCAAGCAAUGUUGAUAGCCACGAUAGUCGAUCGCGAAGGUCGUAGUGCAGUGAAAGUUGGAGCAAAACAAGAUUGCGAAAGAGUGAAAUCUGACAUUCAACGCCGCACCUUGCGAGACAUGAACAGAAGAACUGAAAAGGCCGGUCCUCUGGAUGUGAAGGUUCUGGAUGGAGCUUUGGUUGCUCAUCAAAAUCAUGCCAUAGCCCUCCUUGCCUGGCUCAACUCCCAAAUAGAUGCAUUUCCUGUACUUGGAUCGAUUGUUGGUGAUAUCUUACUGAAUACAAAGAUAGAAAAGGAAGAUGAUGAACUUGGUUCUCAAGAUACUAUACUCGUACGACUACUGCGAUUUGACAAGAAAAUGUGGAAAUCUGCACGGGCAAACACACAUCAGAUGCUUAUGAAAACUGUUCUGAUGAACUUCGAACAAAAAGUGGUUUUCUCCAAGACGUUCUUAGCACAUUAUGACGACAUCUAUAAGGAAUUCAUCGACGACGAUCACGAUAUUGACAUAUCUGUUGUUAGUCUGACUGUGCAGUUUUUGACCGUGCCCAGCAUAGCAAGGCGUUUGAUAGCUGAAGAUGACGCAAUGCGGACAAUUUUUACAGCUCUUAUGAAGCAUACCGAUGAUUUUGCAAAAGAUCCCAAAGAUGAGAUGUCGCGGUUCGACUUUGCUAAACAUUCGUUUCCUGUUACUGUUAGAAGAGGGAUGCAUAUGAUGCGAGACCUUGGCUAUAUUUUGACAUGUGUUCCAUCAGUAACUGAUUGGAAUGACCAACUACGAGAACGUUUUUUGGAUGGUUGCCAGUCACUAAUCAAAUUUUUACAUAGAAUGCAGGGAAUGGAUGAGGUAAAACGGCAAUCAGUGGAACAUCAGGUUUGGGAGUUGGAGUGGGAAACGGCAUUCAACAUUCAACUUCGUAUUCAAGACAUUCUUGGAUAUGUGAUUGCUUGGGCUGGGGCUGAUCGUACCAUUCAUCGCAAAUUAUUGCUGCAGUGCCUAGAUGCAUUAAACCUCCACCCUCCGUCAUCUCUGGAAGAAUCAACAGGUGCCACUCAUACUGUCGUAGAUGUAAAUGGCGAGUCAACUGUUGUAAUUCCCUUCGAUGUGCUCCGUGGUGCUGUUUCUAUUCAUCAGCCGUUAUGGCGACUUACCGCUGGUCUUUUCACCGCUAAAGAAGAACUUUUGCGUUUUAUGCUGUUAACGGAUACAUCAGAUUUGUCUUAUGAAGAGGUAUCGAUCCGGCAGCAGAUGAGAAGAAUGGCGAGUACACUGUAUGAAAUGCCAUUGAGGGCGCUUGUACUUUGUGCCCAAGCCUCUGCUCAACUAUGGCGUCGGAAUGGUUUCUCACUCGUGAAUCAAAUUCAUAAUUAUUAUUCACCUCUCUGCCGAGCAGAAAUGUUUGAUCGAGAUUUGCUGAUGAUGCAGGUCGGUGCCGCAAUUCGUCCUCCAGCUGACUUUCUGCUACAUAUUAUUUGCCGCUUCCGACUAGUCCAAUGGGCUGACCAGUCCGGAGAUGGUGGACCCAAACACUCAACACCAUUCGGAAAAAUGGAGCCUGAAGAAACAGGAAAGAUAAUCGUAGUCCUAGCGGAGGAAAUGCUGCACUUGCUAAUUAUGAUUCUCGGUGAAAGAUAUCAUCCAGGCGUUGGAAAGUGUACGUUUGCGGAACAAGUGCAACGCGAAGUUGUGCAUGUCUUGUGCACCGGUCCUCAACCGUUUAGUCAUAUCCAAAAACGUAUGUCCCACGAUCCAAUGGUAGAAAGGAUUUCUUUGCAUGAUAUCCUCAGCAGUGUCGCAAAGUUCAACAAGCCAACAUCAACAUCUGCUGGUCAAUUCCACUUGAAAGACUCGUUACUACCUGAAUACAAUCCAUUUUUCUACCAUUACUCAAAAAGUGAUCUCUCACAAGCUGAGCAAUAUCAACAAAAAGUGCGAUCUAAAUUAGAUCGGAAACUGCAAGCAUGUCCACCUCCAACACCGUGCGACUUCGAGCCUUUCUUUGCCCCUGCCAAAAAUAUUCUCAAAACUCCUUGUCUCAUCAAAAUUCUGAAGCUAGUGCUAGAUAGGACUGGAAAACGAAGUCGAUUCUCAAGCGAUCGUUUGCUUCAUAGAGCUUUGUAUCUCAUUGGUAUGGCACUUCAUGAACAAACCCGUGAUCCACGUGAUUUUCUGUUCACCGAGGUUGCUGAAAAAGAGGAGUUAUUCCGCUCCUUAGAAUCACUUUCAGGAUCAUCGGAAGUUGCCACUCAUGCUGACCUUUUGUGGUGGACGAUCCAGAAGUAUAAGGAAGUACAGCUUCUAUCAAUGACUGGUCAAACAGUGGAAAGACGAAAGGAAAGCACCGAAAACCAAGAAGGAGUGAACGAUGCCAGAGCUAAGAGAGCUGCGCGAGCUGCCAAGAUGCGCGAACAGGCGAUGUUGAAGAUGUCAAAAAUGCAGAAGUCAUUCCUUAAAGUAAUGGAGACAGAAAAUCCUGUUACUGAACAGACGGAUUGUGGCGAGGUCGCAUCCGAACUUCGAGGCGAUGAUGACGAAGAUUUUGUCUGUAAACAACAAGAUCACGGUUUUCCCGUUUGCAUUGGACCACAGAGGAGUAUAGUAGAAGUUGUGUUGCCGCGGAAAGUAACUUGUAUAUUGUGCCAAGAGGAAGAGACUCUAAGCCCAAGCAAUGGAAAAGCAUUUGUUUGUGCGGCUUACGUGCAAAAAUCGUUGCUCUUCUCCCAACGCGGUGAUCCCGAAAGUGAAACCAAGCUGCGAGAUUUGGCGCCAGCUAAUCUUUCGGCUGGGAUCGACGCCUCGACAUGUUCACAUACAAUGCAUUAUGAGUGCUUUCAUAGCUUGUCCGAAACCCUUUUGAGCAGAGAACGUCAACGACCCCGUCAGCAGAUGGUUUUCAAUCAAAAAAUGGUUGAUCCGGAGGUGGGAGAAUAUUUGUGUCCCUUGUGUAAACGUCUUUCAAACACCGCUAUGCCUCUGCUACCAGCUUUGCAGCUAAUGGAUAUCGAUGGUUUUUCAAGCGCUCGUGGCGAAGAAGUGGAGGAUUUUGAUACCUGGGUUAAUAGACUGAAAACUCUUUUGGAUACUCCCCCAGUACGCCAAACUCCUACGCAGAAGCCGAAAUCGCACAGCAGAAAACGGUCCCAUUCUGAACGUUCCCUCUUGGAAUUAGCUAAGCAAGGAGACGAUCUUUCUACAAUGCCUCUGGACAACUCUUUGUCAACUUCUGUCCCAUCUGCUUCAACGAUGUCACUGCUCCUUGGACAAAAACCACCGUCUCGAAUAGCAUCACAGACUGUUUCCAGAACAUCAUGUACAGCCAUGGAUGUUGAUGUGGAAGAAGACUCACAACGUGCAGUAGAUCUAUUUCGUGAAAUGACUGAAAUUAUGCGAGAGCAAGAUCUGGAGACACGUGCGGAAGUUGAGCCAACCUCUCCUCCGCAUGAGAUAGCGUCGUCGUCCGAUCUCACUGCGAACAGGCGAGAAAGGCGUAGCGAUGGUGUUGGGUCACGUUUUGGUUUUUUGGGAGGAAUCAUCAAGGGUUUGCCUGCUGCAGGAGUUGCAGUUUUGCUGAAGUUGCUGAGAAAAAUUGUUGGUCCGUCUUAUGAACGAUACGAGGAAAUGGUCAAGCUAUUCAGCAGCAUGCUUCUUCAUAAGGGGCGAGUUCGAGGAACGGACGACACCAAAUCCCGAGAAGUGCAUGAUGAUGUCCAUAGUCCUCCAGCUGCGUUAGCAGUAUGGAAGAGUGCUGCUCAUGUUGCAAGAACGACCGCAGCUGUCUUAGCGAAUGAGCGGAAGCCACUUUUUUGUGCUAUGAAUACUCGUCAGCGAGAUUGUCUCCUAGCUAUGGCUAGACUCUCAGCUGUUCUCUCAUUCUGCAUUCAACUUCUUCCUGACUUCACUGCGAACAUGUUGCGAGUGUUGCUUGCUCCACCACCCCCAGCAUCAGCAGCUACCAGUGGUCCUGUACCAGUUAGCCCGCGGUCUCCUGAAUAUCAUAACGUGGCAAGCCCUGUUCAUAGCUUCACUAAUGCAAGUCCGUUAUCCUCGUCCGCUGAUUCUCCCGCCAAAUUGUUGUCAUCUACUUUUGCCCAGUUGUUCUCGAGUAAGAAGGAAGUCAACAUAAACUUGCUUCACGUUGAUAUGUUGAGCUUGGCUAUAUCACUGAUGAUGUCAAUUGGGUGGACAUGGCACGAUGGAGUGCAGUCGUUAAAACCAACACGUCAGCUCCGGGAAAUGUUGCCAGAUGGUUCGCAGGAUGAACUUCAUGUUUUGAGGCUUUGCUUGACAGGACUUUACCUACAGGUUUUCGUUACAUUUGAAGACAGCGAAAUGGCGUGUGAACAAGACAACGUGAAAGUUGAUGAGUUUCUUGAGAAGCGUCUAAAGCUUUUGUGGUCAAUAGCAAGACCAACCGAUUUUGGUUUGAUCGAUGUGCCAAGGCUACAAACGACUCUCACUGAAGCAACCCUGUCCUUUCUUCGUCCACUCGCUCUCUUCUACCAUGCGUUGACUUUGAUCAAUCCUCCUGAAGCCCUGAAAGAUCCAUCGGUGGACGAAUUCGAACCAUUGUGCCGAUAUAUGGGACUACCAUGUCAUCUCGUUGAACUACUAGACGGUUUUGCAGUGGAGCAGCUUUUCGAUAUGUGGUCUGCAGCAACACCUCCUGCCCCGCAUUCGAUCGUCCGCCAACCUAUACGUGCUACACAGUUGGUGGAUCUUCCCUACGAUUUCAGCGAAGUCAUCCAUCUCGCCUCCGCAUUCAGAUGUCCUUCUAUACCACUGGAUGAAAAUGCUGCAAACGUUCCAACCAUGUGCCUAGUAUGUGGACAAAUUCUUUGCUCUCAGAGCUAUUGUUGUCAGAAGCAGGUUGGAAAGGAAAGUACCGGUGCUUGUAGAUACCAUAUGAUUCAUUGCUCUGGUCCCAUGGGAAUAUUCCUCAGGAUUCGAGAUUGUGCUAUUGUGUUAAUGACGACUCGAAAUCGUGGAUGUUUCCGUCCAGCGCCGUACGUGGACGAGUUCGGAGAGGCUGACCAAGGAUUCCGACGCGGUAACCCUCUACAUCUUAAUGAAGAGUUGUAUCACAAAUUACGUCAGCUGUGGCUCCAACAAGGUAUUUCCGAAGAAGUUGUCAAUCAGUACGAAAUAGAUCAUCGUAAUAUGCAGUACGAUUGGGGUCACUUUUAA